AUGGCCAGCCAGCAUAUAGAUUACUAUAAUCUCAAAUCCUUCUUCCUGGACAGAAUGAAUACCGUAAAUUGCGCAGCUAAGGCUCUCAAGGCAAUGCAUGUUCCGAAGUUGCCAAUUAUCUUUACCAACGUUUGGGAUGCGUCGUCACUUAAAGCAGUUCUGUCUCUCAAUGAAGGCAGCAACAAACCAGUGAAAGCAGUGGCCACUGCAUCCUCGGCAAUUGCUGCAGCUGCUGGAUGUAAAGAUGAGGAGCUCACCUUAGAGCAGAACGUUGCUGCGAUCAGGCGACUCGCUCACCUUUGUCGACAGGCAGGCGUGCCUUUAAGCGCAGAUCUUCAAGAUGGAUAUGGCUCUCGAAUCGAAGAAAUCGUCACUGCUGCCGUUCAGGCUGGUGUUUCAGGGGCCAAUAUCGAAGAUAGCAUCUCCUCAACUGCUUACAGGAAGGGCCUGGCUGGUUCGCUCUACCCAUUAGACGAGCAGGUUCGCCGCCUCAGAUCAGCACUUAAAGCGGCUACAGAGGCUGGAUGUCCGGACUUUGUCCUUAACGCUCGCUGCGACAUCUUUUGCAUUGAUGACCCUGACCUCAAUGACGAUGCAAGGCUAAAGGAAGCAAUUACUCGUGGAAAGGCUUUCCUCGAACUUGGAGCCACAACGGUCUUCUACUGGGGUGGGCCCAGAAGAGGACUUACAAAAGACCAUCUUCAAACGCUGGUUAAGGAGCUUGACGGUAGAGUCGCUGUGCUUCUAGGGGGUUAUUCGGGCGGUCCGACUGUGACUGAGCUGGCGGAACUGGGUGUUGCGCGAAUUAGCAUAGGGGAUGAUCUAUACCCUAUUGCAAUGAGUGCCAUCCGAACUGCGGCUUUGAGAGUCUUUGUGGAAGGCAGAUUGCCAGCGUGA
Aspergillus pseudoviridinutans is the source of this 897-nucleotide messenger RNA. RefSeq names its product isocitrate lyase/PEP mutase family protein. Gene Ontology annotation, molecular function: catalytic activity. NCBI's taxonomy places the organism in Eukaryota, Fungi, Ascomycota, Eurotiomycetes, Eurotiales, Aspergillaceae. The record is from RefSeq and is a predicted model, not a curated record. The transcript has 2 exons. The coding region runs from base 1 to 897 and encodes 298 amino acids.